CAUUGAAAUAACUGAGAGCAGAUUGUCAAUGUCAUAGCAUACAACUGAAUUAUUUUAGAGGAUUCGAUAGAAAGAUAGUACUUUGACUAAGAUAGGCCUAUAACCCUGUCGAUGUGUUUUCACAAAAUGGCUUCAGAGACACUUGAGUCUUCGGACAGAGCGAUCAAAAUGAUGAGCGAUGUAUCAGGAGAGGAUUACUGGGGUACUAACACUACCAAUGGGACCGAUCAAUGGACCUUAGCUCCACUCCCAGAUCACUUUAGGAAGAUCCCGUGGCCGCAGCUUAUUGUUAUGAUCAUCGUACUGGUCUUUGGUGUGAUAGCUAAUCUCUCCAUCAUCUUUAUCGUCCUCAAGAACAAACGUUUGAGAUCCACCCCGAACAUCAUCGUGGUCAACCUGACGGUUGGAGACCUACUCUGUCUCGUGCUCAAUCUCCCUCUCAUCAUUGACUACCACUUCAGAUUUCAGAGGAACUGGGUGUUUGGUCAGUUCAUGUGCAAGUUUGCCCAUAGCAGUAUGGUGGCCAGUGGAUGUAUCACCGUGUAUUCUCUGAUGGCUUUAGCGAUUGAGCGCUAUCUGGCUAUUGCCUGGCCUUGGCGUAAUCGCGCCAGUAGCCGAUGCGUCAGGCUGUCCCGAAGCUGUUUCUUGGGUCCGACCUGGCAGAUUGUUCUCAUGAUAUGGGUCGGAGCGUUCCUAGUUGGAGCCCCGAUUUGGUACACAGCACAAGUGUACGUCUACUACGAUGACGUGAAUGUUUGUAUGUUUAUCAACCAUGGUCAGCAAGUUGCACAGAUUUACAAAGUAUUUCGUCUCCUGUUUGCGUUUCUAAUCCCUUUAGCAGUGAUCAUUGGUGCCCAUACACUCACUGCAUAUGCACUUAUCAAGAGUGUUCGAGAGCCAGUCAUUGGUGUCACCCCACAGGUUUCUCCUACGAAUCGUCAAACACCACGCGUACGGUCACGAGUCAAGCUGGCGAUCGUCAUCACCGUACUCUCCGCGAUGUUCUUCUUCGCUUGGUCACCCUUCUAUCUGUUCAGUAUCUGGUUCCAGUUCUAUUACAGUGAGACCUUCGAGACAUACGCCAUGUUUGAAUUCCUUCGCUGGAGAAGUGUUCCGAUCUACGUGCUCAGCUGCUUGAAUCCCAUCGCGCUCUACAUCCUAAGCACACGGUUCAGACAGCAGUUGUUCAAUGAUAUCUUCUGUUGCUUUGGUGAUCGCAGGUUCGCCUGGAAGCCUUCAGAGACCUUCAGCUCAUUGAAAGGAUCCUUCUUCACGGCUAGUACCUUCAGGAGUAGGUCAAACUUUAACAGAGGGUCUUCAUCAAGCCGGUAUGAUCGAGGGACACCAGUAGCGGCAUCUUCUGAAGAAUUAUAAGAUGUGAGGUGAGGCACCAUGGUCACAGUAUAGGAAUAGA
Strongylocentrotus purpuratus (purple sea urchin) is the source of this 1414-nucleotide messenger RNA. Its product is annotated as gastrin-releasing peptide receptor-like. Gene Ontology annotation, molecular function: G protein-coupled receptor activity. Lineage: Eukaryota; Metazoa; Echinodermata; Echinoidea; Camarodonta; Strongylocentrotidae. Gene Ontology annotation, cellular component: membrane. The transcript has a single exon. The record is from RefSeq and is a predicted model, not a curated record. Gene Ontology annotation, biological process: G protein-coupled receptor signaling pathway. The coding region runs from base 112 to 1374 and encodes 420 amino acids.